AUGAAUGCUGACAGUGUAUUUAUCGUUUAUCUUUCCUAGUCUUUCUGACAUCCCCGAGGUGAGACAUCUGCUAACAAAUCAGCCACCUGCCAUGUCGUCCCCAUCUGUCAUUCAUUCCUCUGCCUCUCGGGAGACAACUGGCUCGGUGAAACAGUCAAGACUGAGAACGACCUCCCUGCACUCAGCUCCACUCUCAUCGCUGCCGUCAGUGAAGUUGGAAGCUGAAACAAAGUCUGUUAUCUCAGAGGGUGAAGAAGGCGAUCUUCCCACUUCCAAAAACCCUUUCAAAAUCCCACGGGAUUGUGAUAUCUUCCAGUUGAGAGAAAAGGAAAAAGAACGAAAGAAGCUAGAACACGAACAGAAUAAGAAGCUGAAAAUACACGAAAAAAUAACUUAUACGGGCAGAGUCAAUGCCAAGCGUGCAGCUAUAAGGGAAUUAGUGUCUGGAGAAGAAAAUGGGGCAGCUACAGACGAGGCUGAAGACGAAACUGCAGCAGCUGUUAAAGAUGACACUUCAUGGAAGCUCGCCAUGACGAAAGAUCGCUAUGUAGAAAAAGAAAGCAUAAAUGAAUACAUCGCAAAGAAAAGAGAAAUGUUUCUUUUGCAGUAUUCCUUGGCAGUGAAGCGAGAUGAGAUGCGCAAAUUAGAUGAAGUGGCCAUGCUGGAGGAGCAGAAGCUGGAAAAAGCCGAACAGUUUUUAGAGAACGAUGCAGCGAUGUUUGAUGAGUUUUUGAAAGAGAAUGACAGAAACUCUGUGGAAGCAAUUAAAAAUGCUGAGAUGGAAACAAAAUUUAAGCUGGAAAAAGUAUCUGAAAUAAAACGAAUCUCUGCAAAGAUAGUUGGAAUUAAGAGCGAGAUUUCCAAGCAUGAAGAGAUCCUUAAAGACUACAAGAUGUACAAACAUUUUCUCAUUAAGAUGUCCCCUAAAGAAUGGCAACAGAAAUACCUAGAAAAGCAAAAAGAAUCCAAAAAAAGCCAAGGUGGCAGUCAAAAAGGAACAGAAAGUGGAAGAAGGGAAAAAAUCAGCAUCAUCAGCAUCUGCCAAAAGAGUAUGAAGACCUCGGAAAAAGAAGACAAUCAAGCAAUUUCCUCUGACAGUGAUGAGGAAGUAGAACUGUAUUUCCAAGACCCCCAAGAACUCUUGGAUAUCCUUGCUGAGCUGGAGGAACAAAAUUUGUCUCACAUUCAGAAUUCUCAGGAAACAGAGGAAACACUAGAAGAGUUUAAGCAGAUCGUGACUUCAACCCAAAACAGCAUGGACAAGGAGAUAAUGGCACUAGAGAAUCAGAUCACCGAGUUAAACAAAGCCAUUGAACAAGAAAAGGAGAAAGCAGCUGAACUGGAGCUCAAGUCUCGAGUGUUCUCCUUUGGCCAGUACAAGCCAGAAGAUCAGGAAGAAAUGCUGAACAACCUGAAUGCUCAAGUGGAAGAGGUGUAUCGGACCUGCAUCGGAGACAAUGAUGCAAACCUGAGUACGCUUCUCAUGCUGACAUCCAUCGAGACCCGACUGGAGGAGCUCUUUGAAAGUCUUGAGACCAUGCCCCAAGAAAGAGUAGACGCAGUGGCAAAAUCCAAGGAGAAGGAGAGACGACUCAAGUUUAGAGAGGAAAAGCUGAAGCUGCAGAAACAACACCAGGAGGAGAGAGUUCGCAAAGCAUUAGAAAGGGCACAGGCUGAUAUUAAGAAGCCGUCUGGAAGAAAGCUGAUAUAUCGUUCACAGCCUCCUGCGCUCAAACAAGAAGAAAAUGACAAUCAGAUUUUUGCUGACAAGGAAAAAGAGGAACAGAAUUUCUUUUUCAGCUUCUGAAAAGGCAAAUUCACUUAAGAUGAGUAUUACUUGGGGAAAAAAAAAAAAACACUGCACCACCUCUUUAGGGAUAGGACAGUUUUAGAAUUUAUUAUUGGAUACCAAUGAAAAUGUAAUUUUCUGUGAAGGUAUAAUAAAACUGUAUAUACCCAUA
Messenger RNA from Erpetoichthys calabaricus (reedfish), 1961 nucleotides. It is a transcript of the gene cfap100, whose product is annotated as cilia and flagella associated protein 100. The transcript is spliced from 14 exons. The coding region runs from base 5 to 1807 and encodes 600 amino acids. Lineage: Eukaryota; Metazoa; Chordata; Cladistia; Polypteriformes; Polypteridae. The record is from RefSeq and is a predicted model, not a curated record.